Molecule: messenger RNA, 1884 nt
Organism: Contarinia nasturtii (swede midge)
Lineage: Eukaryota; Metazoa; Arthropoda; Insecta; Diptera; Cecidomyiidae
Gene: betaTub60D
Product: tubulin beta-3 chain
Exons: 9
Coding region: 252-1616 (454 amino acids)
Biological process (GO): mitotic cell cycle; microtubule cytoskeleton organization
Cellular component (GO): cytoplasm; microtubule
Molecular function (GO): GTP binding; structural constituent of cytoskeleton; GTPase activity
Source: RefSeq, a predicted model, not a curated record
UCAAUUCGGCGAUUUAGUUAUAAGUUGGGACGCAAUCAAAGCGAACACAUAUCAUCUUGUCUUGCAGUGACAGUUUUUUUCCCUCUCGCUUGUUUGCUCGCUCUUAAAAUUUUUUCUGCGAAAAUUUUGCCAUUAGAAUUGUUCUCGUUUUCAAUUGCAUCAUUGGAUUUUUCGGACUUUUAAUUACCAACAUCAUAUAAAUCGGUGUAUUUUUUUUUGUUUCGAUUAUCAUCGUUGUCAACUUCGUCAAAAUGAGAGAAAUCGUACAUUUACAAGCCGGUCAGUGCGGCAAUCAAAUCGGAGCCAAGUUCUGGGAAAUUAUUUCAGAAGAACAUGGUAUUGACAAGUCUGGAACAUACAUGGGCGAUAGCGAUUUACAAUUGGAACGUAUUAGUGUUUACUAUAACGAAGCUUCAGCUGUAUCACGUUCAUCGGGAGGUAAAUAUGUGCCACGUGCCAUUCUGUUAGAUUUAGAACCAGGAACUAUGGAAGCAGUUCGAUCUGGUGCUUACGGUCCACUUUUUCGACCAGAUAAUUUUGUAUUCGGACAAUCUGGAGCCGGUAACAAUUGGGCCAAAGGGCAUUACACGGAAGGUGCCGAGUUAGUUGACUCUGUAUUGGAUGUUGUUCGCAAAGAAUGUGAAAAUUGUGACUGUCUGCAAGGUUUUCAACUUACUCACAGUUUGGGCGGAGGCACUGGCUCUGGCAUGGGCACAUUGCUCAUUUCGAAAAUCCGCGAAGAAUAUCCGGAUCGAAUUAUGAACACAUAUUCAGUCGUACCAUCACCAAAAGUGUCUGACACAGUCGUUGAACCGUACAAUGCAACGCUAUCUAUUCAUCAACUGGUUGAGAAUACCGAUGAAACCUAUUGCAUUGACAACGAAGCGUUGUACGACAUUUGUUUCCGUACACUUAAAGUUCCAAAUCCAAAGUACAGCGAUCUCAAUCACUUGGUGUCGCUGACAAUGUCUGGCGUUACCACUUGUCUUCGAUUUCCUGGUCAAUUGAAUGCCGAUUUACGUAAAUUGGCUGUAAAUAUGGUUCCAUUCCCACGUCUUCAUUUCUUCAUGCCCGGAUUUGCACCGCUUGUAUCACGCAACGCACAAAACUAUCGUGCCCUCACCGUACCAGAGUUGACACAGCAAAUGUUCGAUGCAAAGAACAUGAUGGCUGCGUGCGAUCCACGACACGGUCGUUACCUUACCGUUGCAGCCGUUUUUCGUGGUCAUAUGUCGAUGAAAGAGGUGGAUGAGCAAAUGUUGGCUGUACAGAACAAAAACAGUAGCUACUUUGUUGAAUGGAUUCCAAACAAUGUGAAAACAGCUGUUUGUGAUAUUCCACCGAAAGGAUUGAAAAUGUCAUCGACCUUUAUUGGAAACACUACAGCCAUUCAAGAAUUGUUCAAACGUAUUUCGGAGCAAUUCAGUGCGAUGUUCCGUCGUAAAGCUUUCUUGCAUUGGUACACUGGCGAGGGAAUGGACGAAAUGGAAUUCACUGAAGCCGAAAGUAAUUGCAAUGAUUUGGUGUCCGAAUAUCAACAAUACCAAGAGGCCACCGCCGAUGAUGAAUUUGAACAAGAGGAUGUUCCGGAAGAGGUCGAAGACGAAUGCGUUUAAAUAACCGCAUAAACCAAUCUAUUUUUAACAAAACAAUUGCACAUCUCAACUUUGUAACUCAUUUUGAUUUUUCGUGUUUUAUACUCUCUUUUUUUUUGUCUAUCGAUAAAAAUGAACACAAACAAAAUGUUUCUCCUUUUUGCUCUCAAACAAAACUUAUUUUAUUCAAAUCUGUAACUUUAUCAAUGCCAAAAGAACAUUAUUGCAACAUAUUAAAUGAUAUUUUCAGUUAACAAUCUCUAUUUAGUCCCUUCAGUUAAUUUAAAAU